Molecule: messenger RNA, 846 nt
Organism: Neurospora tetraspora
Lineage: Eukaryota; Fungi; Ascomycota; Sordariomycetes; Sordariales; Sordariaceae
Exons: 2
Coding region: 1-846 (281 amino acids)
Biological process (GO): protein insertion into mitochondrial inner membrane from matrix
Cellular component (GO): mitochondrial inner membrane; mitochondrion
Source: RefSeq, a predicted model, not a curated record
AUGGCCGUGGGUCGGGCUCUCUUCUCUACUUCAGAGAACAGGGCAGCGGCCAACAGAAGAUCCAACGCGACUAUUCGCAAGCAUUCCGGCCAUUCCAUUAGGCAAACCAACAAGCAACCGGCGCCGAGUUUAGAGAAGGCUAAGAUGGACCCUAGCAAAGCGCCCGCCAUUCUUCUCCCAGAAACCUUUGUCGUUCCCCCCUUGUCACGCUUCCCGAAACAGUUCAAGCCGCUCAUGUCCUACCUCUGGGGCAUCAUCCGUGUCAAGACGGUGGACUUUUUGCUGUCCAGACAAUACCGGUUCUCGUCCAUGCCCGGCUGGAGACAGAAGCCGCUGCUCUCGCUCAAGAAGGCGCCUUUGAUCGCGCAGACCAAGGCCCUGCACCGGCAGAUGAACGAGGCCAUCGCCUCGGGCGACGCGGAAAUGCUGGAGAAGAUUGUCGACCCCUACUUGUACGUGCCGUUGGCGGUCAACAUCGAGCAGAGGCCCAAGGGCCGCACCGGCACGUGGGAGCUCGUGCGCUACAACAAGGAGCCGCGCGUCGUCUCCCACAAGAUCUUCCCUCUGCAGGGAACCAAGGAUAAGCUGUUGUGGCAGGUCACCGUGUCCAUUGCCAGCCGUCAGCGCGUGGUCCAGCACGAGAGGGGCAAGGUCGUGCCCGGCAGCGAGAAGGAGCUGGAUCUGGUUGAGAACGUGGUGAUCGGAACCAUGGUCAGCAACGAGACGUGGGCAACGCUAAAUGGGUGGAGAAUCAUCUCUACCGUUCAGCCCAUGACGCCAGAGAAGUGGGAGCGGGAGCAGGAGACGGUCACGCUGCUGGCUGAGGCGGGUGCCCGGUCGAACUAG